Molecule: messenger RNA, 2933 nt
Organism: Mauremys mutica (yellowpond turtle)
Lineage: Eukaryota; Metazoa; Chordata; Testudines; Geoemydidae
Gene: C13H20orf204
Product: chromosome 13 C20orf204 homolog
Exons: 5
Coding region: 215-730 (171 amino acids)
Source: RefSeq, a predicted model, not a curated record
UCCCACUCCUGCUAUUAGAUCCUGGAGCCAAGUUCAAAUGCGGGGACCCAGGCGGAGCAGGGGAGCCCAGCGCAGGAGCGGGAGCGGCCGGGGCGCCGGUUGAGACGGGUCCCCUGCGCCGGGCAUCCUGGAGCGCGGAGGGACCAUGCAGCCGGGCGCCGCGCCUCCCUCCGCGGCCACUUGCAGCUGGGGGGAUCGGCACCGCGAGCGAUAAAUGAUUCUCCCCAGGACUCUCCUUUGUGCUGUGCUGCUGCUGCUGCUGCUUGUGUCGGUGCUGAGCAAGGGCAAGGCAAAGUGCAGCAUUGUGGAAAUCCUGCGGCAAUACCAAGCCGUGAUCUUUGAUGAGCUCCAGAACCUGAAAAACUUGACUCGAUCUGCUGAAACCCCGAGGAGGGGGAGAGCUGGCCCAGCCUGCCUCUCUAACAAGGAGCAGAAAAUCCUGCUGUCUAUCUCCACCAUGAGCAUGUCUCUCAGGGACAUGGUCAGAGGCCCCUGGAGGAAUCCUGAAGUGGUGGCUGUGAUGCAGGUGGUCAGCAACACAGAGUCUGUGACCAAACAGAACUGCAAGAAAAUCUACAAGAAGAGUCUGUCAACAGUUACAGAGAAACCGCAACACAGAGGCCAGGGCAACAGGAGAAAGCAGCUGAAGGUGAUAGCGCGAACAGUGGAAAACUUGGUCACCUGCUGGGAGAAGCUGUUCUCUCUCCACUCAAAGGACUGGGACACAUAGGGUCAGUAGGAAGCAGUGCAUGGUGCUCUCCCCAUGGGUGCUGAGCACCUGGGAUUGUACCACCACCUCCGUACUAGCCAGUAAGCAACACCGAUUUCAUGGAAACUCCUUGCCUUCUGAUUUCUUGGUUCCACCGUUGGGUGAAGCAGGCAUUCCAUUGCAUCCCAUUCUUCUCUGUGGGGAUUGGAGAGGGACACGUCUUGUGUUCAUGGCCUGCUCUGCUACUGUUCCAGGUAGCAAAUACGGAGGGUCAGAUUCAGCCCUGAAAUCAACUGAGUGGCAUCAACAGAAUUUGCUCCUUCAUUCUGAAUAAAACUUUGUUGGACAUUUCCACAGCGGGGGCUUUGGCUCCAGUGAGUCUGUAUGUUAGGAAUUUGGAAGGGCAGGGCAGUGCGCAGGCAGUGAAAGAAGAGGGUAAUAGAGUAAGAGGAGGCUCCCGGAUUAUGAAAAUGCUUCUUGUCUGCUAGGAAACCUCUUGCACUGUGUAACGCUGACAAACUUGUCGUCGGUGGGUGGGAUCGAACCUGGGACUUCUGACGCUUACUGCAUGAGCCUCUACCGCAUGAACUAAAAGCCAAUUGGCUGUUAGCUAAGGCAGUAGAGCAGACUCAUUUUAUCUCUCUCUUUAAGUGAUCUCAGUGCCACUAGAUGGGACAGAGCACCACACUCAGGAGGUGUGUGGGUUACAACUACACCACCUGAGAUGGUGUCUGCUGCUUUCCUGGGGCUGUUCAUUGACAUGCAAUAUUGUCUUCAUACCCCGGAAGGUGCUGGGAAGAAAGCCGUCUAUCUCCCGAAGGGCUGGUGCACCAGGAAAGGCUGGGCAUGGUAGCCAUAGUGACAAGUAGUCUAGGCAAUCUUAGAUCCCCCUGACAUUCCAUGGGUUUGAACUAGCUCUCUCCCCCUCGUUCUUCCAACCUGCGCUCAACAGGCUGGUGCGGAGAAUGAAAUGGACUUUCUACAGCUGCUACCAUCUCCUGGAAAACCAGGAAGAAUAGACAAUUGAGAACCACUUGUAUCUCCUCUCGGGGCCGGGUUUCUCUUCCCAUCGUUCUUGCAAGAGGACAAGGGAAAGCCGAAGUGCUGUAGGAGCUGGGGUUGGGGACUCGGCAAGUGGUGCUCUUCCCUCGGGGUCAGGGCUGAACUGAUGUUGCCUCAUGGUGCUCAGGGGAAGGCUGUGCUGCCUAGAUGUAAAACCAGCCUUUAUGCUAUUGUAACUACUGUCCUCUUCCUACCAGCAAAACAAAUCCCCUGCUUCUAGAAGAGAGGCACCAGAGCUCGCCCCUUAAUCAGUUAUAGAAAACCAGUUGUUACUGGUAGGGCUCCAGCCCUGGAGGCAGAGCUGCUCCCAUUAGCUUCACCAGAGGACAUGACCAGCUGCGGAUUCAUGCUGAGGGGUUCAUUAGGACAUUCAGGGACACCCUAGCCAGUGGCUGCUGAGCAAAGUCUUGUAUGUAUAUGAGGUGGCACUGGGGCUUGGCUCCUGCUUGCGAUGCUAGAGGGCAGCGGUUCAAAUCCCUGUGUGUCCAUGGCCUGUGGAGUAAAAAGUGUUUGAUCACAGUAGUUCGUUCUUUCUGGCCUUGGAAUCUAUGAAUCUUCUGCUCUUCAUGGGACAAUGCCAUUGCUGUACUCUGCAUCCUAACUGGUGGCAACCAAGCCCCUACAUAUACAGGGGGCUGUUGGUCAAGGUAUCUACGGGUCAGAAACACAACACCAAGGGCCAAAUUCUCCCCUGGAGUUAGGGAGUGCCACGCCAUUGCAGUCAGUGGCCCUUUUACACCAGCGGUAUGAGUUCAAGAGGAGCUGGUCUGAGAUUCACUGAGCACCUGCAGCUCUUCGAGCAGCGCCCAGCCAGCCUAGUGCAGACAAGUGAACGUCAUAGGGGGUGAGCAGAGAUCGGAAAGAAACGUCCUUUUACUUACUGGCUGCCUGACAUGUAAACAUGAGCCUCCCCGAAGGAGCAGCGUCGGAAAGGAGCGCGUUUUCCACACACCAAAACAAAACCUCGGCGAAAAUCCUUCAAAUCCAUGAGCUUCGGAAAUACGUAAAUCCCCAGUGUAGCCAAUGUUGAAAUGCCAUAAUGGGGUUAAAUAAAAAAACCCCAGAUGGUCAGGGAGUGGAUAGUUUGUUUCGUGAAUAACAAAUUUUCUCUUACCAACACAUUGUGCCUGCUUUCAGUUCUUGGGUGUAACGCCCCAUUGUU